AAGAGGGUUUUUUACUGGAGGUUUCUUCCUGUCAGAGACACAUGUAGAACAAGCUGCCCGCGGAUCCACCGUCGUAUUUCCUGUGCUCCGUUAUUCGCGUCAUAAUCUCGGUUUGUGCCGCUCUUCUCUGCUCUUUUGGGGAACUUUACUGUCUCGGAGACCUAAUCAUCCUGCGAUGGACAGCUUUGGGUCCGUCAUCGGCCACAAAUCGCUUUCAGAAAAGCAGGAACCGUCCGCUGGAAAUACUAUCUGAUAACUCCAUUUGCUCCGCUGUACGAGUCGCGAGCUCGCUGCCGCGCGGGGCUGGACACCGACGGCGCACUUUUUUAUUUAUUUAUUUUUUUAAAUAAAACAUUUUUUCCUUGACUUUUUGGGGACUGCUGGAGCUUACCCGUUCUCCUACGCAAUCUUCAGACCCGAACUUCAGCCAUUAAACUCCAACGAAAGUCUGCAGCUGCAAAGUUAACAAUCUCCACAAAGAGACCAUGGUGAAUCCUGGAGGCAGCAGCCAGCCGCCGGCGGUGGGCGCCGGUUCCCUGUCCUGGAAGCGGUGUGCGGGCUGCGGGGGCAAAAUCGCAGACCGCUUCCUCCUCUACACCAUGGACACCUACUGGCACAGCCGCUGCCUGAAGUGCUCCUGCUGCCAGGCCCAGCUGGGCGAAAUCGGCACGUCGUGCUACACGAAAAGCGGCAUGAUCCUCUGCAGAAACGAUUACAUCAGAUUAUUCGGAAACAGUGGAGCUUGCAGCGCCUGUGGUCAGUCCAUUCCAGCCAGUGAACUGGUGAUGAGGGCGCAGGGCAACGUGUACCACCUCAAGUGUUUCACAUGUUCCACCUGCCGGAACCGGCUCGUCCCGGGAGAUCGGUUCCACUACAUCAACGGCAGCCUCUUCUGCGAACACGACAGACCCACAGCACUCAUCAACGGCCAUUUGAGCUCCCUGCAGACGAACCCUUUACUGCCGGACCAGAAGGUGUGUUAGGUGUGACCCAUGCAGGAAGCAGGAUGUGUGCCUUCAUGUUAGCCCUCAUUGACACCUGAGCCGGCGUGGAUGAGCAGCCCCCCCCUCCGCCCAUUCUCCACUCCCAGGCCCUCUACCCCCCCCCCCCCCCCCCGCCCCCUGGAAUCCUCAUCCCACCAGUGAAGCCCACCUUUUCUUUUUGCUGCCCAAACCCGACGCCCGGCCUUCAAGUCUCGGCUUCUCCCCUCAACACGGGUGGAUAUUUGCACUUACGGUGGCUGAGACAGGACGCCUGGGGACACUUUUGGAUGGGGCCGAGGCUGGGCGGAGUCUGCAGAGGAUGCUCAGACUGCAGCAGAGGAGACGGACUCCACGCUCCAAGAGUUGCAGACCUUCAGUGACAUUUGUAGGAGAAGCUUUUCAGUUUUCCUCUUCCUUUUCUAUCCUCAUUUCCCAUGAACUCGGUGUUUUCACUUUCUAUAUUUAAAGUGUUGUUAAAGGGAAACGUUUUUUUUUUCUUCUUCUUUCUUUUAGGUGAAAUAUAUAAGACGGGGUUUUCAAAAGUAUCCGUGGCAUUUUGUGGAACAGGAAUCAUGAACACUCUGUCGGUGUAUUUGUAAAACUACCAUGUAUGUGCAGUAUGCAUGUAGAUGUCGUCCAAGCGUGGCUACAGUACAUAUGACCCCUCCUCCUCGCACCUGGCUCCUCCCCUUCGACCACAGCAGCCUGCUCCUAGUCCAUGAUGUAGAGAUCAUUCCCAACCCAUAAAUGCUGAAUGAAAGAGAAAUUUAUUUGUGAUAUUUUCCGAGACAUUUGCUCCAGUACGGUGUAUUUAAUUAAUAAAACUAUUGAAGAUUUCAAA
Oryzias latipes (Japanese medaka) is the source of this 1824-nucleotide messenger RNA. RefSeq names its product LIM domain only 4b (gene lmo4b). NCBI's taxonomy places the organism in Eukaryota, Metazoa, Chordata, Actinopteri, Beloniformes, Adrianichthyidae. The record is from RefSeq and is a predicted model, not a curated record.